Molecule: messenger RNA, 762 nt
Organism: Umbelopsis ramanniana AG
Lineage: Eukaryota; Fungi; Mucoromycota; Umbelopsidomycetes; Umbelopsidales; Umbelopsidaceae
Exons: 7
Coding region: 5-661 (218 amino acids)
Molecular function (GO): protein binding
Source: RefSeq, a predicted model, not a curated record
UGCCAUGGAUGUAGACGAGGAUGCUGUACAGCAACUGGCUGACUUGGGAAUUCCCCGGCAGCAAGCUUUCAUUGCUCUACAGAAAUACAAUAACGAUGUCAUGAGAGCUGCUGACUACAUAUUUUCUGGGCACGCCGAGCAAGACCUAGUAGAGCAGCCCCUCGAACUUCCCGAAGCUGCGCAUCCAGCUGCUGAAUCAGCAGACGUCACUAAUCCCAAUGAAGGCACUGCUUCAGCCCCAGAACCAGAACAUGUAGUCGAUACGGUAACAGAUCCAGUGGAUGGAAAUCCGGCAUUUAUUUCUGAAACACAAAGUCUAUCGAACGAACCAUUAGAUGUAUUUGAUGAACAGGUGACUUUAGACAAAUGGCCUGUAGCUGAUGCUAUAGCCUCAGAGGAAGAUAAUCUACUUACCAUGAGAAGGAAGUCGCCCAUUGAGCCAUCGAAUAUGGAACAAAUCGGUCCUACCACAUCCAGUAGCUACGAUGCCCAGCAAUGGAGUUUAGUACCUUAUCAAAAUGAUCAGAAGACUUUCUCCGCUGAGAAUGACCAGGAAACGGACGCCCACUAUUCUUACUAUAAUUUGACGUGGUGGAGAGACCCACUUCCAAUCUAUCGGAAGAGGAUGAUGAAGGUUGGGUCUAAGACCGCCACCAUAUGACUUCUCAUGCUCGCCACCGCUCAUACAAUCAUUAUACCACGUCCCAUUGUUCAAGACCGCCAUACUAUGUCAAAAGCCGAAACUGUCGAACUGGGGAAGCA